Molecule: messenger RNA, 2100 nt
Organism: Nyctereutes procyonoides (raccoon dog)
Lineage: Eukaryota; Metazoa; Chordata; Mammalia; Carnivora; Canidae
Gene: EMID1
Product: EMI domain containing 1
Exons: 16
Coding region: 70-1449 (459 amino acids)
Molecular function (GO): protein binding
Source: RefSeq, a predicted model, not a curated record
GGGGACGGCGGCGGGGACGGCGGCGCGGCGGGCUGGGGCGGCGAGGGCCGCGCGGAGGGCGGGCGCAGCAUGGGCGGCCCGCGGGCCUGGGCGCUGCUCUGCCUCGGGCUCCUGCUCCCCGGGGGCGGCGCCGCGUGGAGCGUCGGGGGAGCCCCGUUCUCCGGACGCAGGAACUGGUGCUCGUAUGUGGUGACCCGUACCAUCUCAUGCCACGUGCAAAAUGGCACCUACCUUCAGCGAGUGCUGCAGAACUGCCCCUGGCCCAUGAGCUGCCCGGGCAGCAGCUACAGAACGGUGGUGAGACCCUCCUACAAGGUGAUGUACAAGACAGUGACCGCGCGUGAGUGGAGGUGCUGCCCCGGGCACUCCGGGGUGAACUGUGAGGAAGGCUCCUCUGGCUUUGUGGACCCUGGGUGGUCAGGCAACACCAUGCGACGGAUGGCAUUUCGGCCCACAGCCUUCUCAGGUUGCCUCAACUGCAGCAAAGUGUCAGAGCUGACUGAGCGGCUGAAGGUACUGGAGGCCAAGGUGGCGGUGCUCACUGUCACUGAGCAGGCAGUGAGGCCAACCCCAGCCGCCCCCGGGGACCCUGUCCCACUCUGGGGCUCCCCAGCAGCUCAGGGCAGCCCUGGGGAUGGAGGCCUCCGAGGGCUACCCGGAGUCAGAGAGAACACGAGGGCCCCGCUGCUCCCUCGAGAUGAUCGAGUUGGUGGCCAGGGGCUUCCUGGGCCCACUGGCCCUAAGGGAGAAACUGGCAGCCGAGGCCCAACAGGGAUGAGAGGCCCACCAGGUCCUCAAGGUCCCCCAGGAAGCCCUGGCCAGGCUGGAGCUGUGGGCACCCCUGGAGAGAGGGGACCUCCAGGCCCACCAGGGCCUCCUGGCCCCCCUGGGCCCCCAGCCCCUGUUGGGCCACCUCACAUCCGGAACCCCCAGUAUGGGGACCCAUUACUGUCCAACACCUUCACUGAGACCAGCAGCCACUGGCCCCAGGGACCAGUUGGACUACCAGGACCCCCAGGGCCCAUGGGUCCCCCUGGACUUCCUGGUCCCAUGGGCAUCCCUGGGAGUCCUGGACACAUGGGACCCCCAGGCCCCACUGGACCCAAAGGAAUCUCCGGCCACCCAGGAGAGAAGGGAGAGAGAGGACUGCGUGGGGAGCCUGGCCCCCAAGGCUCCAUGGGGCAUCGGGGAGAACCUGGCCCCAAAGGAGACCCUGGGGAGAAGAGCCAAUGGGCUCCUAGCUUACAGAGCUUCCUGCAGCAGCAGGCUCAGCUGGAGCUCCUGGCCAGACGAGUCACCCUGCUGGAAGCCAUCAUCUGGCCAGAACCAGAGGGGUCGGGGGCAGGCCCUGCCGGCACGGGCACUCCCAGCCUCCUGCGGGGCAAGAGGGGAGGACACGCAGCCAACUACCGGAUCGUGGCCCCCAGGAGCCGCAACGAGAGAGGCUGAGGGUGGGGGCGGCCCUAGGGGCAGACCAGGCCAGGCUUCCCUUCCCAGCCUGGACUUGGCCAACUGCCUCCAGGGACCGCCCAUCGGUAUUUAUUAAUGUCCUCAGGGUCCCUUCUGCCCCUAGGCCUUUGGGAUGGGCAAGUCUUGGUCCUGACUCACCCUGUAAGCCGAAUAGGAAACUGAGAAAGCACAGUAGCCUGAGAGGGAGGGGCAGGCAAGAGGUGAGGCCUUGCUCAGGGCCCUGGGCCUCCAUCUCCCUCUGUGAACUAGGAUGCUGCAGGCCUGCAGAGAAGGGGUGGUUGGUUCGAGUCUUAUCAGCUGCCCAAUCCUCGGGGCCUGUAGGCGCUGAAGGGACCCAGGAGCUGGGGCUCUGCUGGGCCCUUGGCACAUGCAGGGCUGAUGGGGAAGGGCUCACCUCCCCCUCCUCCCCAAGCAAACCUUGGGGAGCCCAACACACUCCUCCUCUCCUUGAUUACUGGUGCUGGGUCCCCACCCUGAGCUCAAUAGGCAGGACGCAGGGAUUCCUUGCAUAGGUCCUGCCCCAGAAGCCCCCAGCCCCUCCCAUGUCCCAUGUGGGGGUGGGGGCAUGGAGAGGGAGGGGCCCCCUGGAGGUAGACAUCUCCAGCCAAUAAAGGCCCCCAGUCUAAUGUC